CAGGCCUAGAGUUUAAUCAGGAAACACACAUCUGUAUACAGUAUAAUCUACCUGCAAAGAAACCUCAAAGUCUACCACUAGAGAAGUGCUAAAAACUGAAUCAGACAAAUCUACCUACAAGGAGUUCACACAGUUUCUUUUCUGUCUUCCUACUUUUCGACCAUGACUGCCAGACAGACAAUGAUGCUUCUGGUAGCACUGGUCCUCUCCAUGCCAGUUCUCAUUCAUAGCUUCAAACCACUCUUCUCAUCACCCUCACUCACUCACCGUGACAUCACACAAAGGGCAGUCCUUCGUAAGACAGCGGAGGUCUGCCGAGAUAUCGCUGCUUCUAAGGGACUGGACUUCAGCCUGACUAUUGAUAACAGCUUGUCAGUCGAAAUGGUGCAAAGGGCCUGCUCAUCUGCAGGGACCUCCACAUCUCUCCUUUCCACCAUCAAGUUUGUAACUUCCAUUGCUACUAUGUACCUCAGCAAUGCAAUAGUGGACCAAAUGUUUGUGCUGAGUGCAGAGCGCCAUUUUGACGAUGAGACCUUCCAGAAAGGACGGGAUAUCAUCACAAAAGGUGUGUCUGCGGUGAAGGCCAGCGUCAAGCUAGAAAACUUUAACACAGGACGGUGGACUCUAGGGCAAAUCUGUCACACCCUACAGGACUUCUACAGCCACAGUAACUGGGUGGAACUGGGAAAUAAAGCUCCAUACAGUGCUCUGAUCAGACUUGACCAACCUCUUCAAAACCUGGCAGGACCAAGUACUCCAACUUGCAGAAAUUGUAUAGGAGACAACUGUACUAACAACAUUCUGCCUGACGUGCUGCAGCGAGGGCUUCUGACUUCAGGCUACUUCAACAUCUUCUUCUCAUCAAAACCUGCAGGGAAAUGCAGCCAUGGUGGAUUUUUUGACCGCACAAGCAGGAAGGAUCCAGUGGGGGGCAUCAAUAAGGAUACCUUUGAUUCCAGUCAUGGCUUUCUUCACUAUGAUGCAGCUAAUCUGGCAGUUCUUGCCACUAUGGAGCUACUGGAAGACAUCAGAUUAGCUGCUGGGGACAGAAACUUUACGAGAUUGAUGGGCCUCUCCCAGUCUCCUGUGUUGUGUUUUGUCAUAGACACAACAGGCAGUAUGGGUGAUGACAUUGCUGAAGUAAAGAGGGUUUCUUCUGACAUCAUCAACAGAAGAAGGGGAACAGAACAGGAACCCUCUGCUUACAUAUUGGUACCUUUCAAUGACCCAGAUUUUGGACCACUGAUUAUGACUGCUAAUGCAGACGUCUUCAAAGAACACAUCAACAGACUGACUGCAAGUGGAGGAGGAGACUUCCCAGAAAUGGCUUUGUCUGGACUGCAGCUUGCACUGACAGCAGCUCCACCCUUCUCUGAGAUUUUUCUCUUCACUGAUGCUCCAGCUAAAGACAUCUAUCUGAAAAGCACCGUUACUGCCCUUAUAGGGAGCACCAAAUCUAAGGUUACUUUCAUGUUGACAGGUAUCUCGCUCAGUCGACGGCGUCGCAGAACACCACAGGGUGUGGCUCCACGUGCAAUGAGUCGAUCUGAUGUCCAGGUGUACCAAGACCUAGCUCAAGCCUCUGGAGGUCAGGCCAUUCGGGUCACUAAGUCAGAACUCUCUCUGGUUACCAAUAUUAUAGAAGAUUCAUCAGCCAGCGCCGUGGUGACAGUUUUUCAGGCAGCAAGGAAUCCUGGAAGGCCUGACAAUUUUACUUUUACUGUUGAUGGUUUAUUAAGGAACGUAACUGUUUACAUCACAGGAGCCUCACCUCUCACCUUCAGCCUCACCAGCUCCACAGGUGUAUCUCAGAAUUCCAGUCAGUCCAGCGGUCCUUUGGCAUCCUUCACCAAAACAGGAAACUUGCAUCAUUUAAGCCUCAAUGCUGAUAAUCAAACAGGGCUAUGGCAAAUCAGCAUUAGCUCAAACAACCCCUACUCUGUUAAGGUCACAGGUCAAAGUUCAGUGAACUUCAUUUAUAACCUUGUCGAAGAGCUUGAAGGAGCCCAUGGGGACUUCAGUCUGAAGGAAGGACGUCCUCUCUCAGGUGGUAAUACCAGCAUCUUGAUCACAGUGACAGGAAGUGACACAGUAAAGGUCACUGAGGUCACUCUUUUUGACAGCUCAGGUCUAACAGAGGUCAAUGGAUCACUGCAGUCAUUAGGAAGUGGGAAUUUCCUGGUGACAUUUAGUGGAGUCCCAGCAGGUGAAUUUGUGCUUAUCCUGAAAGGAGAGGACAGCAGCUCCACUUCUAAAUCCACUUCAAGCACCUUUCAGAGACAAGCGUCCACGCAGAUCAAGACCACCAGCAUCUCUGUCACUACCCAAGCCAAUAAUACCAACAUAGAGCCAGGCACCACUAUCUCCAUCCCAUUCACAGUCUCCACAACUACUGGUGGAGUUAUUGAUGACUCUGGAACUGGGACGUUUACAGUGCGAGUCAGCAAUGACCGCAGCUAUGCUUCUACUUCACCUACUAGUGUUACUAUUUUAGCAGGAAGUGGAGGUAAAGCCAAUGGUACUGUGACCCUAACAGCUCCAUCCAGUGCUGCAUCAGGAACUGAUGUGACCCUUACCAUUGAGGCAGAAAACGCUGCUGCCACCGACAUCAACUAUGCUGUUCUCAGGUUUUCUGUGGCUACCAAGGUGACAGAUGUUAACCCUCCAGUGUGCGAGGUAGUCAGUACAUCAGGAACCUGCGCCUCCUCUUCAUCCCUCUGUGCUUCCUCCCAGUGGGAGUUCAUUGCUAAUCUCACUGAUGGCAUCAAUGGAACUGGCAUUGAGAGUGUCACCAUCCGCCAAGGGAAUGGUACUCUGAAUAUUAGCACAGCAGUUGGAUCAGGGGGUGAAAACAUUACUGCAGUUGCCUAUAUUGCCACCUGCUGCUCACAGACAGUGGAGCUGACUGCUGUAGAUAGUGCAGGAAAUGUGGGGACAUGUGUGGGAAAGGCUGUAACUCUUACCACUCCUGUGACAACAACUAGUCCUGUGACAACAACUACUCCUGUGACUACAUCUGCAGUUAAAACAACAUCCUCCAGAGGGCACACUUUGAACAUAUCAACCAUCCUUUGGAUCAGUGUCCUGUUUUCUGUACCCUGGAAGUGAAAGAGAACAAAUGGGAAUCACUCUGUAAAUAUGAAUGUGUGAGAUAUGAAUAAAGUGACCUAUCUUUGAUUGCCAAGUUGAACAAGCUAUGAAGCAACACACUGAGAAAAGAGGACCCCCUGUUACUAAGACUUGCUCUUACUGUAGAUCACAUUUGUGUGCUAAAAUUACCAGGAUUUUGAAGAAAAAAAACAUCAAGUUGUCUGAAACAUAGCUAGUAAAUAAAUUCCUGUAAUUCUUUUUAAAACUAUCUUACAAUACUUUAUUAGCAGCUUUUUGGCCUGGUAAUUUCUGUACUUUUAA
Molecule: messenger RNA, 3411 nt
Organism: Archocentrus centrarchus (flier cichlid)
Lineage: Eukaryota; Metazoa; Chordata; Actinopteri; Cichliformes; Cichlidae
Product: von Willebrand factor A domain-containing protein 7-like
Exons: 18
Coding region: 163-3108 (981 amino acids)
Source: RefSeq, a predicted model, not a curated record